Xylaria bambusicola is the source of this 1137-nucleotide messenger RNA. RefSeq lists its product as uncharacterized. Lineage: Eukaryota; Fungi; Ascomycota; Sordariomycetes; Xylariales; Xylariaceae. The record is from RefSeq and is a predicted model, not a curated record. Bases 1 to 1137 code for a protein of 378 amino acids. The transcript is spliced from 4 exons.
AUGUCUGACAAUACACCCGCUCUUCCUUCAGUAGAGAGAGUGAAGCAGACAGUUUUCCUCGCUAUUACAUGGACGGCAACCUGGGUUUCUUUCACACUUGUGAUUUUUCGUCUUGCCACUAGGGCCAAGUCCAGCAGAACGCUCUUAGUGGAAGACUACUUGGUUAUUCUUGCGUGGCUGCUACUUCUCGUGUCUGCCGUCCUAUGGCAAAUCAAGAGUAGUGUACUGUACUGGAUGUACGAUAUCCAGUCUGGCAAGGUUGCCCCAACUCUUGAAUUCCCUAUUGAGUAUUCUGCCUUCUUGCGACUCGUGGUUGCUUGGAAUACAUUCUUCUAUUCAUCCCUUUGGGCUGUGAAGUUCUCUUUCCUUUUCUUCUUCCGGCGUCUUGGGUCAAACGUGUCUGUGGGUCGAAUUUGGUGGUGGGUGGUCACGACUGUUACUCUAGCUGGCCUGAUUGCAUCGAUUGCAGACAUUGAUUACAAAUGUACUGUGAACAACCUCGCAUACAUUAUGGAGAAAUGUUCACUUGUCAAAGGUGUACGAUUCGAUGAUAACACGUUCUAUGGCAAUAUGGCUAUUGACAUCGCAACUGAUCUGCUCAUUCUCUCCAUUCCUUUUCGAAUUCUAUGGAACGUCCAGAUUCCACUCAAGAAGAAGGCCAUCCUUCUAGGUAUUUUCUCAUUGACCAUAAUCAUCAUUAUCACAUCCAUACUUCGCGUGGUGUUGGUGAAAGGAGUAGGUAGCGCAACGCGAGUGUCCAGUAUAGAUUGGCUAUAUUUAUGGUCCAACGUGGAGGUUGGGAUUGCGAUCAGUGUCGCUUGCCUUGCCUCUUUCCGUCAACUCUUCGUCUUCAAACAGGCCCAUGGUAAAGGCAGCCAGGCAACUAGAGGCAGCCUUCGGAGCUUUCUACGGAAUUAUCAUUUCAAGAAGCUUUUAUCUAGAUCUACCUCACACGAAGGAUCUAAGCAAAACUGGACUUACCCAUUGGAACACUCAGCAGCUAAUGAUUCUCAACAUCAUAUCGUGCCGCUACAGUCCGUCCAUGUGAAUCGUAGUGUUGACAUCACCAUGGAUAUGGCCACACCGGAACUGGAUAGCAGAAUGUAUGCGCAAAACAGAGGUUUUAGUUUUGGAUGA